GAUCACCGGGAUCCCCGGGAUGGGCGGGAUCGGACGGAUCGGGAUCACCAGGAUCCCCAAAAUCAGCGGGAUCGGGAUCAGAGGGAUCCCUGAAAUCAGCAGAAUCGGGAUCAGAGGGAUCCCUGGGAUCAGCGGGAUUGGGAUCAGAGGGAUCCCUGGGAUCAGCCGGAUCCCUGAAAUCAGCGGGAUCAGUGAAAUCCUUGGGAUCGGCCAGAUCGGGAUCAGAGGGAUCCCCGAAAUCAGCGGGAUCAGGAUCAGCCGGAGCCCUGAAAUCAGCGGGAUCGGGAUCAGCGGGAUCCUUGGGAUCAGCCGGAUCCCUGAAAUCAGCGGGAUCAGUGAAAUCCUUGGGAUCGGCCAGAUCGGGAUCAGAGGGAUCCCCGAAAUCAGUGGGGUCAGGAUCAGCCGGAGCCCAGAAAUCAGCGGGAUUGGGAUCAGCGGGAUCAGCGAAAUCAGCAGGAUCCCUGAAAUCCGUGGGAUCGGUUGGAUUGGGAGCCACGGGAUCCCUGGGAUCAGCGGGAUCGGCCGGAUCGGGAUCAGAGGGAUCCCUGAAAUCAGCGGGAUCAGAGGGAUCAGCGGGAUCCAUGAAAUCCUUGGGAUUGGCCGGAUCGGGAUCAGAGGGAUCCCCGAAAUCAGCAGGAUCCCCAGGAUCAGCAAAACCAGCGGGAUCCGUUAAAUCCUUGGGAUCAGCUGGUUUGGGAGCCACGGGAUCCCUGGGAUCAGCCGGAUCGGGAUCAGAGGGAUCCCUGAAAUCAGCGGGAUCGGGAUCAGCCGGAUCAGCAAAACCAGCGGGAUCCCCGAAAUCCUUGGGAUUGGCUGGAUCGGAGUCAGAGGGAUCAGCGGGAUCCGUGAAAUCCUUGGGAUCAGCUGGAUUGGGAUCGGGGAAAUCAUCUG
Molecule: messenger RNA, 891 nt
Organism: Cyanistes caeruleus (blue tit)
Lineage: Eukaryota; Metazoa; Chordata; Aves; Passeriformes; Paridae
Source: RefSeq, a predicted model, not a curated record